Molecule: messenger RNA, 582 nt
Organism: Lipotes vexillifer (Yangtze River dolphin)
Lineage: Eukaryota; Metazoa; Chordata; Mammalia; Artiodactyla; Lipotidae
Gene: FAM219B
Product: family with sequence similarity 219 member B
Exons: 5
Coding region: 1-582 (193 amino acids)
Source: RefSeq, a predicted model, not a curated record
AUGGCGACCGCUGAGCCCAGCGAGCCUGCGGUGAGGGCGUCUUUCCCGGCACCCCGGCCCAGUGGGACCGGAGCUGCAGGGCCGCCCACCGAGCGAAGCGGCAUUGGAGCCCCCUGGCUGGGGAAGCGGAACCCGGCGGCUGUGGAGAAGCGGGGGCCGUACAUGGUGGCGCGCGUGCCUUCCAGUCAGGCCAAGCUGCAGAAGCACCGGGACCUGGCUAAGGCAGUUCUGCGGAGAAAAGGCAUGCUGGGGGCCGCGCCGAACCGCCCCGACUCUUCAGGGAAAAGGUCAGUGAAGUUUAACAAGGGCUAUACUGCUCUUAGUCAGAGUCCAGAUGAAAACCUGGUGUCCCUCGACUCUGACAGUGAUGGGGAGCUGGAAUCCAGAUACUCCUCCGGGUAUUCCUCUGCAGAGCAGGUGAACCAGGAUGUGAGCCGGCAGCUGCUCCAGGAUGGGUACCACCUGGAUGAGAUUCCAGAUGAUGAGGACUUGGACCUCAUUCCCCCCAAGCCUAUGACCGCCUCAACAUGCUCCUGCUGCUGGUGCUGUCUUAGGGAUGCUUCCUCCUGUACCCUCCAGUAG